This is a messenger RNA of Mirounga angustirostris (Northern elephant seal), 7664 nucleotides long. It is a transcript of the gene FSD1L, whose product is annotated as fibronectin type III and SPRY domain containing 1 like. NCBI's taxonomy places the organism in Eukaryota, Metazoa, Chordata, Mammalia, Carnivora, Phocidae. The transcript has 14 exons. Bases 198 to 1724 code for a protein of 508 amino acids. The record is from RefSeq and is a predicted model, not a curated record. Gene Ontology annotation, molecular function: protein binding.
CGCGACGACGGCGCGCGCGCGGGCUGGGCGCGGACCGGGCGGGGCCGGGCGGCGCCGGUGCAGGCUGAGGCUGAGGCUGAGCCGGCGGUGGAGGAAAGCGGUGGCCGCGGGGACGGUGUUGGCGCGCCCGACUUCCGUCCGCCUCGCCGCACGAUCUUUCGACGCGGUUUCGGGCCCAGCGGACUUCGUCCCUGGCCAUGGACUCCCAGAAAGAAGCUCUACAAAGGAUCAUUUCAACCCUGGCAAAUAAAAAUGAUGAAAUUCAGAACUUUAUUGAUACACUAAACCAAACACUAAAAGGAGUUCAGGAAAAUUCUUCUAACAUACUUUCGGAGUUAGAUGAAGAAUUUGAUAGUUUAUAUUCUAUUUUGGAUGAGGUGAAAGAAAGUAUGAUUAAUAGUAUCAAGCAGGAACAAGCUCGUAAGUCACAAGAGUUACAGAGUCAGCUCAGUCAGUGUAAUAAUGCCUUGGAGAACUCGGAAGAACUACUAGAAUUUGCAACACGGUCACUAGAUAUAAAGGAACCUGAAGAAUUUUCAAAGGCUGCCAGACAGAUCAAGGAUAGAGUAACAAUGGCUUCAGCCUUUCGCCUUUCUUUGAAACCAAAGGUCAGUGACAACAUGACUCAUUUAAUGGUGGAUUUUUCUCAGGAAAGACAGAUGCUGCAAACUUUGAAGUUUUUGCCAGUCCCUAAAGCUCCAGAGAUAGAUCCAGUAGAGUGUUUGGUGGCUGACAAUUCUGUAACAGUAGCUUGGAGAAUGCCAGAAGAAGAUAAUAAGAUUGAUCAUUUUAUACUGGAACAUCGGAAAACUAAUUUUGAUGGACUUCCACGUGUAAAGGAUGAACGAUGCUGGGAAGUAAUCGAUAAUAUUAAGGGUACCGAGUAUACACUAUCAGGCUUGAAGUUUGAUUCAAAGUAUAUGAAUUUCAGAGUACGAGCUUGUAACAAAGCUGUAGCUGGAGAGUAUUCUGAUCCAGUGACUCUGGAGACCAAAGCACUAAACUUCAGUUUGGAUAACUCAUCAUCCCAUUUGAACCUGAGAGUUGAAGAUACCUGUGUAGAGUGGGAUCCUACUGGAGGAAAAGGUCAAGAAAAUAAAAUGAAAGGGAAAGAGAAUAAGGGCAGUGUCCAUGUUACUUCACUGAAGAAACAUACAAGAAGUGGCACACCAUCCCCCAAACGGACAUCCAUAGGCUCCAGGCCACCAGCAGUAAGAGGCAGCAGAGAUCGUUUCACUGGGGAAUCGUACACAGUGCUGGGAGACACUGCUAUUGAAAGUGGACAACAUUAUUGGGAGGUCAAAGCCCAGAAGGAUUGUAAAUCCUACAGUGUGGGAGUAGCAUACAAGACUUUGGGGAAAUUUGACCAAUUAGGAAAGACAAACACUAGUUGGUGUAUCCAUGUCAACAACUGGCUUCAGAACACAUUUGCAGCAAAGCAUAAUAAUAAAGUCAAAGCCUUGGAUGCUACUGUUCCUGAGAGAAUAGGUGUAUUUUGUGAUUUUGAUGGGGGUCAACUUUCUUUCUAUGAUGCAAGCUCAAAACAGUUGUUGUAUUCCUUUAAGACGAAAUUUACUCAGCCAGUACUACCUGGUUUCAUGGUUUGGUGUGGUGGACUUUCUUUGAAUACUGGGAUGCAGGUUCCAAGUGCUGUGAGAACACUUCAGAAAAGUGAAAAUGGAAUGACUGGUUCAGCUAGCAGCCUAAACAAUGUUACUCAGUAAUGCUUACUCAGAACAUGUUUACCCCCCUUCUGAUUGGGUGACCUUUUCUGUGCAGUUACUAAUCACAGAAAUUUACGAGUGGUGGAAAUCAGGUUUGCUAUGCUCUGCUUUAAGGCCUGGAAUGUGUUAGCAUUAAGCAUCUAAUGCAAAGUACUCACGGGAACCUACUGUGCAGUAUCAUCAAGCAAGCAGAUACGAAAGCAAGAAACUGAUGUUUUGAAGAGUAAAUGGGAAGAAAGGCAGUGUUUAAAUAGUUAUAUAGAAACUCAUUUUUGUGUUUCUUGGAUUACUUUGGCUCUUCCAAUAUGUUUAGUUACAUAUGGUAGCCCUAGGACCUGAGAGGAAAGCAUUUAAAGCUUGUCGUCUUUUCUCUAUACUUUUUCUUUAUCUCAUCACUACCUAUUACUACAUUCUUAUACUGAAGCUUUAAGAAAAAUACAGUCUUCUAAGGUUUUCUAAAAAUUGAAAUAAUUGGUUGGGGAUGCUAAAAAGGUUUUCUUGCAAUGGUUUAUUUUUCUCCUUUUGUAAGUAGGUUGAGUUUUGCUAAAUUAUCCUCUUUUGUUUACUGACUAGAUUGUGUAUCAUUUUCUCUUUCCCAAAUACCAUGGUAUUUCUCUUGUGGUUAAAACUCAAAAUAGAGUGGAUAGAAGAGUUUCUAGACAUAAUAGCUUAAAAUCACCGAUACUUUAGUUUUUUACCUGCUGCACUAACAGUGGCAAAGGGAUAUGCUUUCUAUGUUGCCUUGUUUAAUUAGACUUCUUUUCAUUCCAUCAUUUUGGAUGAUGGAUAAGAUUUUUAAAAACUUUCUUUUCUGAUUUUGUUGUCUAGUUUAAUUCUACCUUUAAUAGUUAUCUUGGUAAAAUUCCCACUUGAAUUUGGUAAUAAUUGAUAAUUAUACUGAUUUUUAAUACUUCAAGUAGGAAUGAAAUGUUAUUGAAGUUAUAUAUAAGGUAGAAAAACUUACACCAUUUAAGUUUUAUCUCAGAAGGAUAGUUUAUAAAGGGAGGUGCCUGAAACUAUACUGAAGUCAUUUAUGUCUGCUUUUUAAUAAGAUUUGGAAUGGUUUAAACAAGUGUUUUGAAAAAUGUCUACAUAUCUCUGCUUUAUUUGCCACAUGAAUUUUUCAAACAUAACUAUUCAGAGGUUAUUUUUCUUUUAAUCCUUCUGCAACAUUCAUUUAUUUUCUAAAGGGGUAUAAUUCUUCCAAAAAUCAUCAUAGAAGAAUCUUUCCCAAACUUAGGGAAAAUGUGUUAAACAAAGAGUAAAAUCCAUGGUUAUUGAGUAGAACAUACCUAUUUUUUAAAAAAUUGGUUAAAAUUUGUAAUACAAGUUCUUUGAGCCAAACUGAAAGUUGUGAUUACAGUAUUUAAGGAUCCCUUGAGCAUUAAGUGGUCUCUGGAUUUUUCUUUCUCAUGUUGACUUUCUUUCAUUCUCAUUAUAAGUGUAUUGUUAUGACAGCCUUCUCCCAAGAAGUGACUAUUGCUGCUUAUAGCUGAGUUACCUUUUACAGAAAGGCCUGUGGAAUAGGUAUAGCUCAUUCUCUCUUAAAGUUUACUGCUUACUGAUAGGAUGUUUUGUUCAGUGGUAAAGCAAACCUAAAUGAGAAAUUUUAUUUGAACUGGGUAUUAUUUUCCCAGAAGACAUUUAUAUCUGCACCGUUGUCUCAUGACAUAUUGGUAGUUUUAACGACUAUAAGGCAGUUGAGAGAAUGAAAUAUGUCAAUAGAUAUCCUUUUGAUUCUCCAAACAAGUAUAAUUUUGGUUUUUGAUCUUCCUAGAGAUUUUGAAAAAAAAUUUUGGGUGUUCUGUUCCCUACAGUGGGAUUAUUCCAGGACCUAAGAAAACAGAAAGUUACAGUUCUCUUUCAUGGAGUCAAAUCUGAAAGCAGUAAUUUAGUGGUGGAGCUGCUUUAAUGUGAACAGUUACAUAUGUGUGUUUUAGCAAAAAUGACACAGAAGAAUUCUUGCCAGAAAUUCUUGUAUAAAAUUUUUUACUAUUCGAUCUUACGUAAUUGUGUCUUCUCUUUAAUUCAGUGCCUUCUUCCUCUGAGCGUGCUCCUGCUCCAUGCCCCAGGCGGCAUCAACUGAUACUUAAGCCAGAGACCAUUCUGUUACACUGCUGAGAGCCUUCUGCCGCAGGGGUAUGGAGGAGCGGGGAUAUCAGUCAGGCUGGAGGAGUGCGCCUGAGUCUUUCCUGUGCUCAUGGCAUCCUGUGAAGCCCUUCAUAUAAAACUUUCUAAUACUCAUUUGGAAAAUUUAUUUGAAGUAAUAACAAUUAUUACCUCAAAAUAAGAAUCUGAGGUUUUCCUCUUACUGUACUUCUUCUUAAAGGUCUCUAAAUAUAAAGAGCAAAACGUGUAGGGUUUUAAGUUUGUAUGUUAAGUUAAACUGGAAGAGUUUGCCACCCUAAUUUUCGAACUAGAAAAUAAUCGAUAGUGCCUAUUUAAAUAGUCUCACAUUAAGGUAACUGUUAACUUGACGAUAAUAUAUAACAUUCUCAUUGUCAUUUGAAUUAAAAAAUAUUGAGCCUUUUUGCUCAAUUUAAUGCAUUAUGGGAAGAUAGUAUACUCUUCCAGACAUUUUUUAUUAGCUUAUUUACUGUUUGUUUUGGCAGGUCAAACAUGAUUGCUUUCUGUAAAAGAAAUGCAUGAGAGGUUGAUGGUAAUGGAUGUAUCACAGGUAUAAAAAAAUUGUCUUAUAAAAACAUGCAUUUAGUAUUGCAUUUCCCUUUUAGCAGUUGAAUCCCAAACCGGUUUCAGUAAACUGGAUAAAGAAAUGAAGGAAUUGCCUUAAGCACUUUAGAAAAGAAUUUUUUUAGAAUUCAUCUUGACUAUUUGGGCUUACCGUGUCACAUAUGUCUUUAACUUUUGGUAAAUAUGUAUAUAUCAAGCAUUUAAUAACUGAGUGCACAUAGAAAUUUAAUAUACAGUGAUUCUUUGAAGGUUCCAGGUGUAGUAAACAAAAGGAAAGUAUUAGAGGUAUGCCUGUCUGUACAUGGGUUUUAUUGAUGGCAUCUGUACCAUGUCAACAAACCAUUAACUGCCACUGUAUAGCUAGAUGUGGCCUACUUUGUUCUGCAAACAGUAAUUUUUCCUAUGUUAUCAUUUAAAGAAACAUACUGGCUUGGUUUUAUUUGCUCAUUUAUUAAAGUAUGAACAGUAUCAUGUAUAAUUUGAAUUUUUUGUGACUGAUCUUUGGUGGUACAAAUAAUAAAAGUAAAUAAUUUGUAAUGAGAAUUUAAUAAGGCUAACAUACUCCAUUUCAUGAUUUACCUAUACUUCUAAAAUUAUAGUUACUUUUGUUUCAUUUGAAAACAUGGAAAAAAUUGGAAAAGGAUAUACACAGGAAAUGAUUAUUUCAAAGAGUAUUAAUUCUGGAAGAGGACACUGUAGACUUCUUACUAUAAAAUAUUGUGGAUUCCAGGCUAAAAUACUAAGGACUGUAUUUUCAAAUCAUCAUAAUCCUUUUUAUUUAAAAUUUUUUUAAUCACAAUUCUUUUUUUAAAAAACCCGUAUUUAUUAGAUCAGUGUCCAUUCAUUGGCUCAUUCAUACAACAGAUAUUUAAGUGUGAUACGGCGGCCAUGCUUUGUAUUUAGAUUUCCAUAAUUAGUGAAGUUUGAUUUACUGUGCAUAUAGUUUUGCUACUUUUGAGGAGUGUGACAAAGUUUGUAUGUUAAAAACAAUGUUUUGUUAAUAAGUCAGAAAUUCUAAAAAAUAAUUUUAUAGUUUAUAAAAAAUUCAAAUUAACUGCUUAUAAUAUGGUUCACUUUUAUAUAGUCACAUAAAAUGGGUCUAGAAAACUUCCUUGAUUUUAUUUUAAACUGGAUAUAUUCUUUUAGGGAAGUGUAUAGUCAGCAUACAUUUACUCAACACCCAAAUAACCAUAAAGUUUUUUGUUAUUUUUAACCAAAAUGUACAUUUCAUAAUGCUGGUACUGGAACAUUAUAAUAUAUCAUGAAUGUUUCCUUUAUCAUUACAGAACGAUUACCUCAUGUUCAGUAUAGUUUUAAUUUUGUGUGUAUCUUACAGUAUUCACAUUUUGCAAAUAUUUGUGACCCUGAUAUGCUUUGUUACCUGGAAUAUUUGAUUAAUGUAAAUACAUAAAGCUUUUUGAGUAAUUUGGAGUUUAAAUGGAUUGCAUUUGGUAUAUGUUGUUUUUAUUGAAAAGAUAUUGUUGGUCUUGCCAUAUAAAGGUUAGUACUGGCUUAUAAAUAAAUAAUAGAGAUUGCCAAGGUACUUUUCUCCUCAGACUACCCAAUUACUAAAUUAAAACAGUAUUUGUUAUUUCUGGGUCAAUAUAAGGUACUGACUUUUGAUUCAUAAUCAUUUGAGCUAUGUUAGUUUAACCUGAUAUAUUUUCUUAAUGAUACCCAUUCACUGUAAGUUGGUCCUGGGGAAUGGGCAUGUGGAGGAUUUCACAGUAUGUGGGCAGAAGAUGGGUGAAUGUGUUUGCCUUGGCUUGGAGCUUCAUAAGUUUGGAACAGUUUUAAAAUAAGUCAUAUUGUAAGUGAGUGGUUAAAAGGCCUUUUUAUUAGUAUUGGAAAUUUUUGGAGGGCCUAAGGGCAGUAAGAAUCCAUGUAUAUGUUUUUUAACAUUUUCAAUAUCUCUAAGGUACCAAAGCACAGAGUCUAAUUUACCAUUUAAGGGAGACUCUUUAAAAUCAAAUUUAUAACUAAUUCAUACUGUAAGAUAUAUAAUAAAGUUUUGGAGCAAUUUACAUUAAAAACCAAUAGUCUUUAAGAUUUUUGGAUAUAAUAUAAAAAGUAUUUUGGUUUCAUUUCUUUUGAAGUAAUUAAUUAAAUUUAAAAUUAAUCACCUUAGCUCUACCAUACGUAGACUAACUAGAUCUAUAUGACCUCUCCAUAAACUAUUUCUCAUCUUUGGGCCUCCACUGCCUUACAUAAAAUAAUUGUAACUUGUUCAGCUUAUCUCACAUUUGUGAGAAUUUGUGAAAUGAAAUGGAGUAUGUGAAAUUGUUUCAACACAGUAAAAUGCUAUGUAAAUGUAAGGUAUUAUUUUCAGUUAAUAAUGGAUUUAAGUGUUGGGAUACUUCUAGAGCUCUUUCUUUUAAUAAAGCAUGUGCUUAAAGUGGUAUCACGAGGACUUCAAAAAAAAAAAAACCUACAUGAACAAAAUGCGCUUUAACAUUCUUUAAUUUGUGUAUGACCUGUGGCCUUCUUGUAUUUUCUCAUCAAGCCUAUUGCUCUAUAUCAAGACUUUGUACAGUUGUAAACAUCUUUCGCAGCAUUAGUGUGUCAGUGUAGAAUAGUAGCAUAAGUAAAUGAUUUAAGCUGUGUUUCCAUUCAGGCAUUUGCACUUUCAAUUUAUGACUGCUCAGUGCCACAUGCAGAGUGAAUUUAGCCCAAAUAAUUAUUUCCAAACAACCAAAUAUUCAGCAGUUUGUUGUCAUGGGAUAAAUGAUAUUAGAUGUAUGUGUCCACUUAACAUUUGACACUUUUGUUGCAUUAAAAAAAUAUGAAGCAUUUCAAAACUUUGCUAAACCUGGGUAUCAUUUAGUAUCUCUCCUAACAUGUUUUGCUUUAAACUGGAUUUAUUAAAUGGUUUACAAGUUAUCUUGAUCUAUUGAGUAUUUGGUAUGUCUGUUAUCUGGACAUGGUUUUGCUAUGCAGUUCUGAUAAUAAAAAUUCUUAAUUCCUCAGGUUUAACUUUUAAGUUACAGAUGAAGAACAUUUCUAAUGAACUAUUUAAAAUGUACUCAAUUCUGCAAACUAGUGUUUUAAUAAGUGUAUUGCAUUAUCAUUGGAAAUAAGACAAAGCCUUUUAAACUUCAAACUAGAAACUUUUUAACUUUAACAUAGAGUAUUCAAAGUGGAGUAACUUGUAUGUUGAAAUGAUUGUAUGUUCUGUAUAGAAUGACCGAGUUAAGUUCUUACAAAAGCACCUGGAAUAUCUCAUCUAAAAAUUAAACUUUUUUUCUGCUU